UGAUGAGGAGAAGUUGCUGCAAAUGAUUUUGAAACCUACUGGCGAGGAUGUUGAUCAUCUUUCCACUGUUGCUGUUGUUGGAAUUGGAGGACUUGGCAAGACAACUAUAGCUCGGAGGCUAUAUGAUCAUGAGAAUGUUAACGCGAAUUUUGGCGAGAAAAGUUGGAUUUGUGUGUCUGAGGAUUUCAAAGUUGACAGACUUUUGAAUGAGAUGGUUGAAAAUCUUACAUCAUCCAAAUGUGACUUGACAAACACUGGUGGAAUUACAAAAAAACUUGGAAGUACUGUUGAAGGGGAAGAAAUUCUUUCUGGUGCUUGAUGUUUGGGAAGACAAUCAAGACUCAUGGAAUUCCUUCAAAAAUGCAUUGCUGAGUAUUGGCGAUCUAUGUGGUUGUGUAAUUUUGAUUACCACCCGCAGCAUUGACGUCGCAGAGAAAGCACGUGCCUUCUAUCAACAUAAAUUGCCAGGUUUAUCUGAAGAUGAAGGAUGGGCUAUGUUACAACAAAGAGUUUUUAGUGAGACAUGUCCAUAUGAUACUUCUUUCAAUUAUGUUGGGAGAAGAAUUGUUAACAAGUGUAAAGGUGUUCCUUUGGCCAUAAAAGCAAUCGGUGGCACAUUGCAGUCAAAGAAGCACGUGUAUGAAUGGGAAUUGAUUGAGAAUAGUGAACAAUGGGAUUUUCAACCAGGAGAUAUAAAUGAUAUCCUUCCAUCAUUAAUAUUGAGCUUCAACCAUUUGAAUCAUGUGUACGUUAGGCAAUGUUUUGCAUAUUGCGCAAUCUUCCCUAAAGAUUUUAAUAUGAACUAGCAUCAAUUCAUUAAUCUGUGGUUGACACAAGGUUUUCUUCAUGAUAAAUCUGCAACUAGCAGCUCCACUUUGACAAUGGAAUUGGUUGGUGAGACAUAUUUUAAUAUCUUGCUGAAUCAUUCCUUCUUAGAAAAGAAAGAAGGUUAUUACGUUGAUGGAAUAAGGUACAAGAUGCACGAUUUAGUGCAUGAUCUUGCUGCCUACAUUUUAGAGAAUGAAUUGUUGGUCUGGAAAGUUGGAAGCAAACGGGUAGAUUUCUCCCAUGUUCGACAUUUGGUGUUUGAUUUAGCAGAGAAUGAAUCGCCACCUGAAACUUUUUCUCAUUGGUUGACGACAAGAAAGCUAAGAACAUUAUGUUUUCGGGGUAGCGUGCCAAGCUGGAAAAACUUGUUUGGCAGUGCAAGAUUUGUGCGAGUAUUAAUCAUGGAUGAUCUUGGGCUAACAGAGGUUCCAUUUUUUAUUGGGCAGCUUGUUCAUUUAAGGUAUCUUGACCUAUCUUAUAAUGAUUUUGAUAUACUGCCGGCAUGCAUUUGCAAACUUUAUGAGCUACAAACACUUAGAAUAUUUGGUUGCAGUAAACUGGAACCACUACCCAGGGAAUUGCAUAGGUUGGAAAACUUAAGACACAUAUUGACACAAGAUACCCUGUUGGCAUCAACAAGACUACGACAGUUAACUAACCUUCAGACUUUACCUCCCCUUGAGCUGCGUGAUGGUGAAGGAUGGACCAUUGAUGAACUAGGACCUUUAGAUCAACUUAAGGGUGAGGUGAUAAUCAGAGGUCUUCAACAUGUGAAAAACAAAGAAGAAGCAAGACAAGCUGGGCUUGGAAGGAAGGACAAGAUUGUGAAACUACAUUUGCAGUGGCGUGAUGAUAGAGAAGCAGUCUCUCAAGUCAACAAUGAUGAGGAUGUUUUGGAUAGCCUUGAACCUCAUUCUAACUUACAGUCAUUAUACGUGGAUAUGUUCAUGGGUGUGAGGUUUCCUUGGUGGAUAAUGACAGCACAUAUGAAUCUUGUAGAGGUGAGGCUAUUACGUUGCCUGAGAUGCCUAGAGCUUCCUUCGCUUGGGCAACUACCUUUAUUGAGGAUCUUGAUGGUUGGUAUGUUGGAUGAUUUGGAAUGUAUAGGGGAGACAUUUUAUUAAAGUGGACAUAACAACUCUAGUGCCGGUAUUGAGGCCAUUGUGGUUGGGAGUGCAGAAAAAAAGGUAUUAUUUCCAUCUUUACAAGAGCUUCGCAUUAUGACUUGUAAAAGGCUGACCAUGUGGAUGCCAGCAUCACCCUAUAUACAAUCAGAAAUUUUAUUUCCUAAACUUGAAACUCUUGAGAUACAAAGAUGCCCGCAACUUGAAAAGGUACCUUGUUUACAGUUACAAUCAGUGAAGGAUUUGAAACUUGACAAAGUUGGUGACACACAAUCCUUGAAAAUGGAAAAAAUGAAGGUCCUACCUCAAAAGCUGUCAUAUUUUUCAAAGUUGGAGAAUUUGACUGUGAGGUAUUGUGAAAACAUGAAGAGUAUACCCAAUGGCCUGAUGUCCCUUAAGAAAUUGGCGGUACAGAAAUGCCCAUCACUGGCUUGUAUUCCAGAUGACCUCUCUUCUCUGAAUACAUUGGAAAUUCGAGUAUGCCCAUUGCUAGCUUGUAUUCCAGAUGGCCUCUCGUCUCUGCGUGAAUUGAUUGUUAUUGAUUGUGAAGGGUUACAAAGUUUGCCAAAAAGUCUAAAGGAAUGUUCAUCUUUAGAGCUCGUGUGUAUUUGUGAGUGUCCACUGAUUAAGGGUCCCAUCCCAGAUUUGGGCAGAUUGGAGGGACUUGUAAAAUUGUAUUUGAUAAAUUCAGGGGAGUUGAUGAUUCCCUGUCUGCAGUGGAUCCCAAAUCUUCAUAGCCUUUGGGAAUUAAAAAUUGGUGGAUUUGGAAAUACCCCGAAUCUUCCUAAGCUUACGUAUCCCCAUUCCCUAAGGAACCUAUCAUUGCAAGACUUCCCUAAUAUCAAGUUUCUGCAUCAACAAUUCCUCCCUUCUACCCUUCAUUCUCUAGAAAUUUUUAGAUUUGAUGAAUUGGAACAAAUUCCAGAGUGGAUAGGCAACCUGUCAUCUCUUCAGUCCUUGACUUUACUGCACUGCAACAAGUUGAAAUGUCUUCUACCUUUAAAACAUGCCACAUUACAAGCUCUAUAUAUUGCUGACUGCCCACUUUUGACAGAAAGAUGUGCCAAAGACGGUGGAUAUGAAUGGCCUCACAUCUCACAUAUCCCAAAUAUUCAUAUCAGUUAGCAAAAUGGCCUAGCCUCAUUGCUACCG
Messenger RNA from Chenopodium quinoa (quinoa), 3104 nucleotides. RefSeq names its product putative disease resistance RPP13-like protein 1. The record is from RefSeq and is a predicted model, not a curated record. Gene Ontology annotation, molecular function: protein binding. NCBI's taxonomy places the organism in Eukaryota, Viridiplantae, Streptophyta, Magnoliopsida, Caryophyllales, Amaranthaceae. The coding region runs from base 882 to 1952 and encodes 356 amino acids. The transcript is spliced from 2 exons.